Molecule: messenger RNA, 124 nt
Organism: Racocetra persica
Lineage: Eukaryota; Fungi; Glomeromycota; Glomeromycetes; Diversisporales; Gigasporaceae
Source: the annotation of a GenBank genome assembly
AUGAGUUCAUUCCCUUCACAAUCCAAAGAAUUUGGGUUUGACAAUGACUAUAAUAAUAAUCAUGUUAAUAACUAUGAUAAUGACCAAAAUGGCUAUGAAAAUAAUCAUGAAGAUGACUAUGAAA